Durusdinium trenchii is the source of this 327-nucleotide messenger RNA. Lineage: Eukaryota; Dinophyceae; Suessiales; Symbiodiniaceae. The record is from the annotation of a GenBank genome assembly.
AUGGAGAUUCCGACGAGGGAGGCUGUGGCGGCAGCAGUUGCACAGAUGAACGCAGCGGAGCUGGUGCAAGAGAUGGAUGAAGGGACCUGCCGAGCCCUGCAGAAGGCGCUCGGCCGGCGGUUGGGCGACGUGCCAGCCGCGCGGGGCUGGUUCGGCUUUUGCGGCGGCGGCGCGAAGAUGGAGGGCAGCUCGUCCAAGAUGGAGGCCAUGCAGGAGCGAAUGGACGCCCUGUUGGCCAGCCACGCGCAAGUGAAGCAGAGUCUCCAGGAGGCGGAAGCAGUCAGAGCAGCUGUCAGGCUGAAAAGCGGAAGCUGGAGAACGAGUUGA